Molecule: messenger RNA, 1269 nt
Organism: Betta splendens (Siamese fighting fish)
Lineage: Eukaryota; Metazoa; Chordata; Actinopteri; Anabantiformes; Osphronemidae
Exons: 7
Coding region: 177-989 (270 amino acids)
Biological process (GO): T cell activation; interleukin-15-mediated signaling pathway; positive regulation of ERK1 and ERK2 cascade
Cellular component (GO): membrane raft; external side of plasma membrane
Molecular function (GO): MHC class II protein binding; protein tyrosine kinase binding
Source: RefSeq, a predicted model, not a curated record
UUAUUUACCUGCUCAAACAACGUAGAUGGUUCUGAAGUGAGUUUCAGUCAUUACAAAAUGAAAAUCAGUGUGAAACAAUGAGAAGAAGCAGGAAAUCAAAGUGAGAAGUUGCGUUUCCACACACAGGAAGCUGAAUCUGGUGCCUGAGAAGCAGCGGUUCAGAAGGAGAGACAUCGAUGGAUCAGACGUUUCUGUUAAUGAUCCUGAUGCUUCGGUUCACAGCCUCUGGACGACUUUCCUCCUUCACUGUCGCUGUCAGAGACGACGUGACUUUGCCUUGUGAAAACGCCAGCGCUGAUCAGGACCAAUGUCAGAACACGACGUGGCUCCUCCAGGAUCCAGGAAGCAGCAGGACAGACGCUGUGGUGGAACGUGGACGGACUGAAGCGUCCACAGCCCACAGACGGAGGCUGACGGAGAAGUGCUCUCUGCUCAUAGAGAAGGUCACAGUUCAGGAUGUGGGUCGUUACACGUGCACACGAGGAGCAGGAGCCUCUGAGGUUUAUCUGUCUGUUGUUCACAUGAAUGAGUAUGAAGCUGCUGAUGAGGUCUACGUCUACUGUUACGUGUCCACACACAAACACUGUAAGCCGUCAGUGAAGUGGCUUCAUCACAGUCAAGUGUUUACGAGUCACAGAGACGUGAAGGCGUCACACACUCUCUACUACGCUGUCGUGUCUCUUCUGGAUUCUCACCGUGUUCACGCAUCAGUCAUGAACUCGUUAACGUGUGAAGUCACUGAUUGUUUCACUAACGUUCAUCGGUUUCCAUUCAGACCUCCGGCCUCAGAGGAAAAUGUAACAUUCAAAGAGACAACAACUGAAGAUGCAACAAUUCAAAGCACAGCAUUAGAAGAUAACGGUUGGUGGAGGAUCAUCAUCGUCUCUGUGGCCUUAACGACACUCAUAGUUAUUGUUGUUGUGGUCAACGUUUGGACCAGAACCAAAGGAAAUAAAAGAGUGAGAAAUGAAAACACAGUGAGUGGAUAAAGUUCUCUGUUAUUACGUUACAGAGCAAAGCAGGAGCUUUAAUAUCUGCGCUGUUGUUUCCACAGCUUCAUGAUGAAGAUGAAGAUGAAGAUGCAGUGAAUUAUGAAAACGUUGGAGUCUCGUCUGCUUCAGUCUGACUCCACUGAGCAACAACUUCAUCAACUCACCACAAACAAGUCGCUGCUGCUGUUAAAAGCUUUGUGUUCAACAAAUGAAUUAAUUCAGUCUGUAACAACCUUCAUGUUGUGACUGAUGAUUAAAUGAGCUGUCAAUAAAAACA